Messenger RNA from Halteromyces radiatus, 7804 nucleotides. RefSeq names its product armadillo-type protein. Gene Ontology annotation, cellular component: cytosol. NCBI's taxonomy places the organism in Eukaryota, Fungi, Mucoromycota, Mucoromycetes, Mucorales, Cunninghamellaceae. The transcript is spliced from 10 exons. The record is from RefSeq and is a predicted model, not a curated record. Gene Ontology annotation, molecular function: protein binding; protein kinase regulator activity. Bases 11 to 7660 code for a protein of 2549 amino acids. Gene Ontology annotation, biological process: cellular response to amino acid starvation; regulation of translation.
UAUAUACCGUAUGAGUGACAUAGAACCACCAUUAACAACAGCCUCUGGUGAAUUAUCAUGGGCAGAAUUCAUUCGAUAUAGACUUGUUACCAACAUUACCACUUCCAAGGUGACCGACAGACUCGACUUUAUUCAUCAUUCUUUACUAGUUCGUCUAAGAAGGAAAGAUUUACCUCAAGAAGCUCUACCUUCUCUUCUCGGUUUGUUGAAACUGACUUAUACACGAUAUCAAGACCGCGCGUCUCGUCAAGCAAUUCUAGAUGUUUUUAAAGAACUCAAUGCCUGGAACUCUACUCUAUUCCAAAAGACCUUUGCUCCUGUCCUUGCACGUGAAGCUGAAAAAACUUGCAAGCGCUCUAUGAAUGGAGAAUGUGUUACUUCAUCUUCUGAUCGAUUUGUAUUAUUGACUUGGGUGAAUACAAUGGUAUCAUUUGUAUUAGAAAACAAUAAUGACGACAUGACAACAUCAGCACAAUUAUUAGGAUUUGUUGUAAAUGCACAAGCUCUAUUGAUCGAUUCCUUAGCCGGUGAAGAAGAUUUGUCAAGAAAGAAACCUUCUUCUAUCUGGCGUAGUAGUUUAUCUCAAGUACGACGUACAAUUCGUGAACAUGCUACGCAAAUUCCUCGCUUAUUCGAUACUGCUUUGGCCAAUUCAUCAACAUGUACUCCAUCAUUCAUCAAUGCUGUUUUGAUUGGUAUUAUUAUUGAUGUUAGUCUUCAUUUGAAAAAUAUGGAUGGAAAAUCUUUAUUCAUCACCAAAGAAGAACGAAAGAAUCAAUUGAUCGAUUAUUACUUGAAGAAUAUUAUCUCAUCACGUAUUCCUGUCCGUCACGCUGCUAUGAUCUCAUUCAAUGGAUUCAUCCAUGCUGCUGUAUCUGAAACCUGUUUCCAAGAUCAAUUCUUACCUGUUUUGGAGAAAAUGAUGUUACGAUCUCCUGAAAUCGCACUUCAAGCUUUGGCAUGUAUUAUUUCUUCCUUCUCAUUCGAUCCAUCAUCACUUUUCGCCAACAAGUGGGUAGAACCAUUAUCCAAUCAUUUACGUUCCACUUCCGCAGCAGUACGACAAGGUGCUAUGGCAUUAUGGCGAGCAUUAGCCAAAGAAUCUCAAGAUAUUCCUCUUCUCAUCAAGGUGACCCAACAUGUGACCACUCCUUUGAAACAAGGCAAAAUUAGUACACCUGAACAUCGUGUGGUUCUUUAUCAAGCACUUGCUGAUCUAGCUCAAACGAAUGAUGCAAAUCUUAGUCACACUGUUCUUACCGAAGGCUUUUUUAAUGCUUUGACUGGAAACAAAAAGGACACCAACGAAACAGCGACCAUUCACGCUAUCCAAGGUGCAGGCAAACAUAUUGCUGUGGUGCUUUACAAUGAUGCUUAUUGUCAAGAAAACAAGAGUUUGAUGGAAACUAUUAUCAAGGUGAUGACUGAAGGUCUGGUAUCACCCAAAGCUACUAUUCGAUCACAAUGGGCUUCUGUGGUAGGUCUUACGUAUUGGGAACAUCAACAACCUAGUAUCACUCUGGCCGAUCAAAUUGUCAAAUACUUGUCUCCACUCUUCACUACUACAAACAAAAUUCAAGAAAAGCCGCUUGUAUGGAAAGAUGGACCUUUGGAAGGGUAUGUUUUGGUGGCCUUAUUAUCUGGUCGUGUACAAUCAACAUGGACAAAUGUACCUGGCGCUGUCAAUGAUUUGAUUAAACAACGAAAGUACCCAGAUUCUUUGAUCAAGGAUGGAAAGAGCUUUUUAUGGAUGGAUCGUGUAUAUAUGAAGGCAUUAUCAUUGGAUGAAGGUCUUUGGUUUGCUCAUGCUCUGAUCAGUGUAUUUACUCAAUUGGAUCAAAAAGUACUCUCUUCUGGGAACAACAAGGAAUGUCCUGGUAUCUUGAUUGCUCAAGCUUUGAUCUGGAUAUUAACAAGUCAUCCCAUCCAUACUGUACGUAAACAAACAUUCCAAGGUAUGGCCGAAGCAAGUCAAUUUCAACCUGAAAAAUGGUCGCACUUUAUGAUUCAAGCUUUAACUUUAUGGUUGACACAUUUGGAAAACGAAACUAAGGGUUCUGUUCCUGUAAUGGCUGCUGCCAGUACACCUACUACUAUGGAUCCUUUGGUUAGUCAUUACCGUUUGGCUUCUGUACUUUUGGCUAUCACUUGUUUUUCCAAAAAUGAUGAUGAUGUUUUGAAGGGUAUCAAAUCCUCUAUUUUGACUGAUUUGAUCAUUUUGGCUCAUCAUUCUUUCAUUGCGUCUCCUACCGAUAAGUACAAUUGGAUUACUUUGGUGCAACGUGCUGGAUUGAAUCCUGGAGAAUUAGUGAAAACACACGCCCGACAAUUGAAAGAUCUUAUUCGCUCUACACUUUCUAACAGUGGCAAAGAGUCCAAAUUAUUUUAUGAAGCAGCACUUUCGGCCAUUUCCACUCUCUCCUUUAUUGAUGCUUCAACUUUUGCAUCCUUUGCUGAUCAUUCUACUCUUUUGGAUCCUUCUUUGAUGAAAGGUAUUGGUGAUUUGGAAUACAAUGUUUGGCAAACUCCCAAGGAUGUUCUUUAUGUGGAUGUAUUGAAAAAGAAGAACGAAAAGACUGAAAGCCGUGGACGUAAAACCAAAGAUCAAGAAUGGGAAGAUGAACUUCGAGCGGAAUUGGCAGCCAAGAAUAAGAAUCAAGCUCAACGCAAAUUGACAAAAGAAGAACAAGCAGCAGUCGAUGCUCAAUUGAAAAAGGAAAGCGAUAUCCGUGACAAGGUACAACAAGUAUACGAACAAAUCAAUUUGGGUUUGGAUAUUCUCGGUGCUUUGACAUCAUCUGCUAGCAGUGAAGGUAGUAACGAUACCGUAUUGAAAUCCAUGGGUGCUUUAUUGACGGUUGCUAAGGCCAAUGCUGGUUUACUUGUACAAGAUAAACUCGUCGAUACUUAUCUUGCUCUAGGUAGAACUCAACAACAAGAUAUCAAUGGAUCUCUGGCAGAUGCAAUUUGUUUGGCAACAUUACGAUGUAAUCAAGUAGAAGGUUUGCCUAAACGAUGGUUGGAUGAACCUUUAUUGGAACUGGUGAACCGUGUACUAUAUAAACUCCGUUUCUUGACCGAAUCUCGCCCACUUUCUGUCAAUGCAUUCUUACUUUGUUUCCCUGUCCUAUAUGAAGUGAUCAAACAAGGUGGUGUAGCCUGCAACAAGUCAGCAGAAGAAGGACGCGAACAAGCAAUCGAACAAGUCACUAUGGCCUUGGAUGUACUUAGUUUCCAUGCUUCUUUGGGUUCCCAAGCCAAAUUAAUGCCUCGUCAAGAAAUGAUUGAAUGUCUUGUCUACAGUAUUCGAGAAUACCCUAGUCAUAGUAAGAUUGCUAAAGCUGCCUUGAUAGAAUUAUGUACUGCAAUGGAUGGUACCUUGGUUACUCUUGAUGAAUUCAACGCUCUCUUCCAAGGUCUUUUAUCUGAUGAAUCCAUGGUUAGACAUGCUGCUCUUCAAGGUUUAGAGAUUCUCGAUUUGACCGAUAUUGAUUAUUCUGCUGAAUUAUGGUUAGCGUGUCAUGAUGAAGAAAAUGAAACCAAUGCUCAUUUGGCUAAAACAUUGUGGGAAGAAAAUGGCAUGGAUGUGGAAGAAGAAACUUAUAGUGAUCAAUUAUUAAACUAUGUGACCUCCAAUAGUACUUUUGUGCGAUCAGCUGCUAGUGGUGCUCUUGCAGAAGCCAUGGAACUCUAUCCUGAAACUGUGGCUAAUACUCUUACUGCUAUCUAUUCACUUUACAAGGUCAAGGCUGCUUCUUUAGAACCUGAAUAUGAUAAGUUUGGUAUGGUGAUCCCUGAAACGUUGAAUCGACAAGAUCCUUGGGAAGCCCGCAGUGGACUUGCACUUGCUUUGAAAAAGAGUGCUCCUUAUGUACAAGCAAUGGGCGAUAUUAUUGGUAUGGUGCAAUUCUUAAUCAAUGAUUUGGCUUUGGGUGAUCGUGAUGAACUGGUCCGCAAACAAAUGGUAGAUGCUGGGUUGGCAGUGGUCAACACACAUGGCAAGGAACAAACCAUUCAACGUGAAUUAUUAGACUGCUUUGAAUCUUACUUGGCUAAUGACAAAAAGGGUGUUAUGGUGGCAGCUGAUGAAACUCAAGAUCAUAUUCGUCAAUCAGUGGUUAUUCUUUAUGGUGGUGCUGCUGGCUUUUUACCUGUAGGUGAUCCCAAGAUUCGUGUGGCCGUAGAUAACUUGAUUGAAACUCUGGAUACUCCCUCUGAAGUAGUUCAAAGUGCUGUGGCUGAUUGUUUGCCUCCUCUUAUCAAGAUGAUCAAGGAAGAUGUACCUAGUAUUGUAGAUGGAUUGAUGAAGAAAUUGUUUACAGGUGAAAAAUACGCUCAUCGUCGUGGUGCUGCUUAUGGUCUAGCUGGUGUGGUUAAGGGUCGUGGUAUUACUGCUUUGAAAGAAUGCGCUAUCAUGCAAACACUCAAGGAUGCCGUCGACAAUAAACGUAAUUAUCAAUAUCGUCAAGGUGCUCUCUUUGCAUUCGAAACUUUAUCUGCUACUUUGGGUCGUCUCUUUGAACCUUACAUUGUACAAAUCAUUCCCCUGUUGCUAGUAUGCUUUAGUGAUACUAAUAUGGAUGUGCGUGAAGCAAGUGCAGAUGCUGGUCGUGUGAUUAUGAGCAAGAUCAGUGGUCACUGUGUCAAGUUGAUUCUUCCGUCUAUUCUCGAAGGUUUGGAUGAACGUCAAUGGCGUACCAAGAAAGCAUCUGUUGAACUUCUUGGUUCAAUGGCUUACUGUGCUCCGAAACAAUUAUCUGUAUCCUUACCCAAUAUCAUUCCCCGUAUUACUGAAGUCUUGGCCGAUACACAUGCACAAGUUCAAAAUGCCGCUAAUCGAUCUCUUCAAAUGUUUGGUGAAGUCAUCAGCAAUCCUGAAAUCCAACAAUUGGUGCCCGAACUUUUACAAGCAUUGAGUGAUCCCAACCAAAAGACAAUGAUUGCUCUCAAGAAACUCUUACAAACCUCAUUUGUCCAUUAUAUUGAUUCGCCCUCCUUGGCUAUUGUCAUGCCUAUUUUGGAACGUGGAUUACGUGAACGUGGUACGGAAAUCAAGACCAAGUCUGCACAAAUCGUCGGCAAUAUGGCAUCUCUCACUGAUCAAAAGGAUUUGAUCCCUUAUCUUCCUGUAUUAUUACCUCAAGUGAAACAAGUACUCUUGGACCCUGUACCAGAAGCUCGUGGUACUGCUGCGAAAGCAUUGGGUGGCCUGGUGGAAAAAUUGGGUGAAGAAAACUUCCCUGGUCUUGUGAUUGAAUUAUUGGAUACACUCAAGGCUGAUGCUGGUGGUGUGGAUCGUCAAGGUGCAGCUCAAGGUCUUGCUGAAGUACUAGCUGGUUUAGGUCUCGAACGAUUGGAUGGUCUACUUCCUGAAAUUAUUGCCAAUGCUAAUAAUCCUCGUUCCUAUGUCCGUGAAGGUUUUAUCUCCUUGUUGGUGUAUCUUCCUGCUACUUAUGGUCCUCGUUUCCAACCUUACAUUGGUCGUAUUAUUCCUCCUAUCUUGAUGGGUUUGGCAGAUGAAUCCGAAUAUGUACGUGAUGCAUCCUUACGUGCUGGUCGAAUGAUUGUCACUAAUUAUGCUACCAAAGCGGUGGAUCUCUUGUUACCUGAACUUGAAAAAGGUUUAUUCGAUGGCAAUUGGCGUAUUCGACAAAGUUCUGUUCAAUUGGUUGGUGAUCUCUUGUUCCGUAUCACUGGUACUACCAAUCCCAACAAAACCAAUCAAGCCCUUGGCAACAUGCAAGAAUUGGAUGAUGAAGAUGCGGAUGAAGAUGAUGAAGCUAAUCGGGAAGGGGCUCAUGGUGGUAGAAAACAAUUGCGUGACGUUCUUGGAAAGGAUCGUGCAGAUCGCAUCUUAUCUGCCUUGUACAUUGUUCGUCGUGAUUCUUCUGGUAUGGUACGACAAGCUGCUUUGCAAGUAUGGAAGGCUCUGGUAUCCAACACUCCUCGUACAUUACGUGAUAUUCUACCUACGAUGAUGUCCAUGAUCAUUCAAUUGCUUGCGGCUGGCUUCCGUCAUGAUGAUGAUAAAAAUCAACAAGAUGAUGAUAUGGUAUCUGCGGCUAGUUAUGAACAACGUGCUGUUGCUGCUCGUACUUUAUGUGAUUUGGUAACCAAAUUGGGUGAACGUGUGAUGGCAGAUAUGUUACCUAUUUUACAAGACGGUAUGCAAUCUCAAGAUGCAUCUAUUCGUCAAGGUGUUACUGUGGCCUAUAGUGAAAUCAUGGCUUCGGCAGAACGUGUACAAAUCCUCGACUUUGCUGAUCAAAUCGUCCCUGCUAUUCGACAAGCAUUAUGUGAUCCCUCUACUGAAGUUCGUGAAGCUGCUGCUCAAGCAUUCGAUACAUUACAUCAAAACUUGGGUGCUAGAGCCAUUGAUGAUAUUUUACCCUUCUUAUUGAAUCAAUUGCAAGCCAAGAAUGAAGCAUCAACUUAUGCAUUGUCUGCUCUCAAAGAAAUCAUGGCGGUACGUGCAAAUGUGGUGUUCCCUGUAUUGAUCCCUACUUUAAUUACAGUACCCAUCAAUGCAUUCAAUGCCGGCGCUUUGGCAUCAUUAGUGACUGUGGCUGGACCUACUUUGAACCGACGAUUGAGUGUGAUUCUGGAUGCAUUGAUCAGCUCUCGUGUCCUUACGGAACAAGAAGAUGAAGAAACACAAACGCAACUAUGCCAAGCUAUUGAAGCAUUAAUGUUAUCUGUGGAUGAUGAAGAAGGUGUGGAAGCUUUGAUGACAACAUUACAUGAACAAGUACGUAGCGAUGAUCCCGCACGACGAGCAGUCUCUUGCGAUGUGGUGGCUACCUUCUUUACCGAAAAUGACCAAGCACUUGAACAACUGGAAGCAGAUGAAAAUUAUGUGGCUGAUUGGAUUUCUGCAUUGGUGUUAUUGUUGAAUGAUCAUACCAUGACAGUGGUGGAAUCUGCUUGGAAGGCUUUGUCAGCUGUGGUGAAAUCCGUUGGCACAAAUAAGGAACGCUACGAAGGUUAUGUGGCAUCCACACGUCGCGCUAUUGAUAUCAUGUCUGCUCCUGGUACGGAUGUCCGUGGUUUCUGUUUGAUUCCUAAAGGUUUGGGUGCUAUUCUUCCCAUCUUUUUACAAGGUUUGAUGUAUGGUGCUACUGAUGUACGUGAACAAUCUGCUUUGGCUCUAGGUGAUUUGACUGAACGUACUACAUCCGAUGCUCUUAAACCAUUUGUCACUCAAAUGACUGGUCCUUUGAUUCGUAUUGUUGGUGAUCGUUAUCCUGCUCAAGUCAAAUCGGCUAUUCUUCAAACUUUGAGUUUAUUAUUGACCAAGGUGCCUAUGCAUGUCAAACCUUUCUUACCUCAAUUACAACGUACUUUUAUCAAAUCUCUACAAGAACCCGAAGAAGAUAUCCGAGUUCAUGCUGCUGAAGCUUUACGAGUCUUGAUUCCUCUUCAAGUACGUGUGGAUCCUUUGGUGACUGAAUUGGUAUCUGGUAUUCGAACAAGUACCACUGCCGAAAUCAAACAAUCCUUGAUGCUCUCUUUGAAUGAUGUGGUGACUCAAGUUGGUGGUAAGAUGAAUGAUGUCUCCAAAAAGGGCAUUCAAGCUGUCAUUCAAGAUGGUGAACAAAGUGAUGAUACCUCUCUUCAAACUUCCGCAUCUCUUUUGGCCACUUCUUUAUCUUCUCUUUAAAAAAUAUCUUUCUUUUAUUAUUAUCAUUUUAUACUCUCUUGUAGUUUUAUCUUCUUUUUUUGGACAUUUUAUAUACAUAUACAAUAAAAAAAAAACAUACUUGUUUUUGUCUUUUUAAGUGGAGAAAUCAUUAUUAUUUUGAAU